UUUAUUAUAAGGCGGAGCUCGGCGGGAGAGGUGCUAGCGGUAGCUGAGCGGAGCCGGAGGAGUCUAGCACCAGAGCGAGGACUGCAGCCAGGGGACCCCGCAGCCCUCGCCUAGGACAGCAGCGCGCUUGGGCAUCGCUCAAGGGAGCUGGGCGCAGCGCAACCCGCAGAGCCGACUCGGAGCCUCGCGCAGACGGCUCAGCGCCGCGCACCCCUGACCCGCGCAACCCGCUGCGCUCCCGCCGCUGGUCCGGGCAGCAUGAGGCGCGCGGCGUUUUGGCUCUGGCUCUGCGCGCUGGCGCUGCGCCUGCAGCCGGCCCUCCUGGAAACCGUGGCCACAAAUGUGCCCCCUGAAGAUCAGGAUGGCUCUGGGGAUGACUCUGACAACUUCUCUGGCUCGGGCGCAGGUGCUCUGCCAGAUGUCACUCUGUCACAGCAGACCCCCUCCACCUGGAAGGACACGGGGCUCCUGACGACCAUGCCCACGGCUCCAGAGCCCACCAGCCCAGAUACCGUUGCCACCUCCACCUCUGUCCUGCCGGCUGGCGAGCGGCCUGGGAGGGGAAGGGCAGUGCUCCUGGACUUGGAUCCUGGCCUCACUGCCCAGGAGAAAGAGGCCACCCACUCACCCAGUGAGACCACGCAGCACCCAACCACCCACCGGGCAUCAACUGCUGGAGCCACCACGGCCCAGGUGCCCGCCACCUCCCAUCCCCACAGGGAUGUGCCGCCUGACCACCCUGAGACCUCGGCUCCCGCAGGUCAUGGCCAGCUUGACCCUCACACUCCUGGUGUGGGGGACGGAGGUCCUGCCACCACUGAGAAGGCUGCUGAGGGCGAAGCCUCCACCCAGCUUCCCGUGGGAGAGGGCUCUGGGGAGCCGGACUUCACCUUUGACGUGUCCGGGGAGAACACAGCCGGGGACGCCCUGGAUCCGGACCAGCGGAAUGAGCCGCCCGUGGAUCAGGGGACCACGGGGGCCUCACAGAGCCUCCUGGAUAGGAAGGAAGUGCUGGGAGGGGUCAUCGCGGGCGGCCUCGUGGGGCUUAUCUUUGCCGUGUGCCUGGUGGGUUUCAUGCUGUACCGGAUGAAGAAGAAGGAUGAGGGCAGCUACUCCCUGGAGGAGCCGAAGCAAGCCAACGGGGGCGCCUACCAGAAGCCCAGCAGGCAGGAGGAGUUCUACGCCUGACGGAGGCCCACCUCCCCCCUCCCCCCGCCACUCGCUAGGCCCCCACUUGCCUCUUCUGUGAAGAACUGCAGACCCUGUGUCCCCUGCCACCACGCCACCCCCCCACGCUCCCAGCCCCGCCGGCGGCUCCCUGCCUGCAGAGUCCUGGGCGCACCGCCGACCCUCCUCUGCUUCUCUGACUUCUGCCUGGAGACUUGGGCACAAGGGCUUUCUCGUGUAUGACCGACCUUUCCACCUGGCACCCCACCACGCCGACUCAGUGUCUCUACAGAGGAGCAGCGCCCCCCAGCCCAGCUCUGGAGGGAAGGGGACCUCACUGCUUUGGAGCUGGCUGGCCCGCGGGGCUGGAAGAUGCCGUGGCUGGAAGAUGCUGUGGCUCGAAGAUGCUGAUGCUGAAAGAUGCCGGGGCUGGAAGAUGCCAGGGCUGAGGGUUGACCCAUCUGUAGCACUUACCUGUAGAGACCGACAGGCCUGGGGGCAUUUCCCGCUGAGUGGCGGGGAGAGGUCAGAAUUCCCUCUGUUUUCUGGGAAGGUCUCAUUUAGAUGUCAACUUGUUUUUGCACAUGUUUCCUGUAGUUUCUUUGUUCGUAGCCCAGUAGAUUUGUUACUUCCGAGGUAAGUUAAGUAAGUUGAUUUGGUUAUGCCCAUCUCGCUUCCCUAAUCUACGGCCAGGAGACAGCAUCAGGGUUAAGAAGACUUUUUGUUUUCAUUUUUUUGUUGUUGUGUUUUUUUUUUGUUUGUUUUUUUUUUGGUUUUUUUUUUUUUGACUAGGAGAACCAAAUCCGGAAGCCACCGUAUAGGCUUAGUUGGUGUGUCGUCUCUGAGUUUGUUGCUCGUGUGUGCAACAGGGUAUGGAGUGUCUGUUAGGUGGCCCCAUUGGUGGGCUGGCUGAUCCCGGUGGCCGUGGGCGGUCACCUCUUUGAGCAGUCCCGCCCGUGUCCGCGAACUUGGGGCCUGGGCUGGGGCCUGGGCGGCUGUGAUGCUGAGGAGCCCAAGUAAGAAUUGAAUCCUGGGCCCUCAGGCCGGGACUGUGGGAUGGGAGAAGGGGUGGCCGGGCCCCGAGCAUCUCCCAGGGACAUGCCCUGCCUUUGAUGCUCUCUCUGGGGGCCGCUUUCUCCUGGGAGGUGACGAGGGGGAUCCUGAGCACACCUGGCACGGAGCUGCCCCACGAAGGACCAGGUUCACUUUUGAUUAGCUCCUGUGGCCCUACCCUGGGCUGGAAUCAGGAAUGUUCCAAAGAGUGAUAGUCUUUUGCUUUUGGCAAAACUCUACUUAAUCCAAUGGGUUUUUCCCUGUACAGUAGAUUUUCCAAAUGUAAUAAACUUUAAUAUAAAGUAGUCAUGUGAACUCUACUGCCUUUGCCUCUUUCUGUGCUGGUUGGGGGGCCGCGACCAGCCUUUUCUCUAAAUGCCGAUGAUAUUGGGAAACGUGGCGAAAAGCUCUGUGCCUUCGUCUUUCUCGUGGGGAGGGAGUCUGGGGCCAGAGUCCCUCUGCUUUGUUUCUUGUUUUGUGUUUUGUCUUUGCUAAAAUUGGCAGGUUCAGCCAAGGUUAUACAGGGCCCGAUGGUCAUUUCUGUGUUGCCAAAUUCCAAGGACCAUCUCCUAAGUGGCGACGAAGCUGUGUGGGCCCCAGUCCAGCUUGACCUGAGGCCAUGGGUCCCCGGAGGCCCGGAGCCCAGGCCUGCAUCUCAGCCGUCUUGGACGGUCCUCUGCUCACACCUUUGCUGGGACCAGAGGCCUCCCGCCCUGGCUCCUGGGAAUGCCUGCGCUUGUGUAUUUAAUUUGACAACGUUCCAGCUGUUCCGUUGGCUGCGCUGAGAGGGGACCGUCUGUGACACAGAGAGACGCCCCGUCCAACGAAGGGAACCUGUGUCCUGUGUUCCUUACGGGGACUGUCUGCCCGGAGUGUCGGACUGGAUGUGAUGCGGGGGCCGGGGAGGGAUCUGUGACUGUGCUCAUCUCUGCGGGUCCGUGGGACGGCGCUCAGCCCGCGGCUGGGCCCAUUCGUGUAACUAAUAAACGGUACUUGUCAUUC
This is a messenger RNA of Sus scrofa (pig), 3222 nucleotides long. It is a transcript of the gene SDC1, whose product is annotated as syndecan 1. The record is from RefSeq and is marked provisional. Gene Ontology annotation, cellular component: cell surface; membrane. Gene Ontology annotation, biological process: cell migration. Lineage: Eukaryota; Metazoa; Chordata; Mammalia; Artiodactyla; Suidae.